AUGGCCGACUCUGACGGCGAGUAUGUCGCCGACAUGUCGGACGAUGAUCUCAUGGAUCACCGCGUCACAGACGACGAUCCUCAAGCGGCGAAAGGAAAAUCGGCCAAGUCGAGAAAAGGCGACUCAGCUAGAGCAUGGGAAGUCUCGAAACGAACUUGGGAGACGAAUCUACCAGAGGAAGAAGAUGGAAUACUAAGUCUCACAGCGCUUGAGGCCGAGAAGCGGAAGCGACUACUACGUGAUACGACGCCCCUACAAAGAGGAAUCAUUCGACAUAUGGUGCUUGUGCUGGAUAUGUCCUUCGCUAUGACAGAGAAGGAUCUGCUACCUACAAGGUAUCGUCUCAUGCUGAGCUACGCGGCAGCCUUCGUGCGAGAGUUCUUUGAACAAAAUCCUAUUUCGCAACUAGGAAUUAUUGGUAUGCGAGAUGGAGUUGCUGUGAGGAUUAGCGAUGUUGGAGGAAACCCGACAGAACACUUGGAAAAGCUAAAAGGGCUGGAGAACGAAGAUCCCCAAGGCAAUCCAAGCUUGCAGAACGCUCUGGAGAUGUGUCGAGGAGCUCUGUUCCAUGCGCCUUCUCACGGCACACGAGAAGUACUUAUUAUCUAUGGCGCAUUACUAUCCAGCGAUCCCGGCGAUAUUCAUGAAACCAUUGGCAACCUGAUAACGGAUCGGAUACGUGUCUCGAUUGUCGGUCUUUCCGCCCAGGUAGCUAUUUGCGCUGAUCUGUGCUCACGAACGAAUGCCGGUGAUGAGUCACAAUACAAUAUCGCGAUGGACGAGGUCCAUUUCCGCGAACUUUUCCUCGCAGCCACGACACCCCCUGUGACACGCACGGCGGAACAGAGCACAGCCAGUCUUCUCAUGAUGGGCUUCCCGUCCCGAACACUUGUUCCUAACGGGACUACAAGUUACUGCGCGUGUCAUAAUCGGCCGUUCCGAGAGGGAUAUCUCUGCACCCGCUGUGGCGCUCGUGUGUGCCGCAUACCGGCUGAGUGUCCAGCUUGUGACCUCACCCUUAUUCUAUCGACUCACCUUGCCCGCUCAUAUCAUCAUCUCUUCCCGUUACGAAAUUGGGUCGAGGUGCCCUGGACUAGAGCCAACCGCUCUGCAGCCUGCUUCUCAUGCUUAGCGCCAUUCCCUGAGCCACCAAAGGGCAAAGCACCCGACAAGUCUAGAGAAGACAGUGGCGCACCAAAGACAGCCAAGGGCGUCAGUGAAAGUGGGCGAUAUGCAUGUGAAGUGUGUGGACAACACUUUUGCAUCGACUGUGACGUCUUUGCCCAUGAGGUUGUCCACAACUGCCCGGGCUGUCAGAGCUUAUUAUCUAAGACAGAUAUCGCUGCCUCAUCGGGUGAGCCGAACGGCACAGCUGCAUACACCAACGGUGAUGUUGUAAUGACAUAG
Fusarium proliferatum ET1 is the source of this 1407-nucleotide messenger RNA. RefSeq lists its product as uncharacterized. Gene Ontology annotation, molecular function: zinc ion binding. The transcript has 2 exons. Gene Ontology annotation, biological process: nucleotide-excision repair; regulation of transcription by RNA polymerase II; DNA-templated transcription. Gene Ontology annotation, cellular component: transcription factor TFIIH holo complex; transcription factor TFIIH core complex. The record is from RefSeq and is a predicted model, not a curated record. The coding region runs from base 1 to 1407 and encodes 468 amino acids. NCBI's taxonomy places the organism in Eukaryota, Fungi, Ascomycota, Sordariomycetes, Hypocreales, Nectriaceae.